Molecule: messenger RNA, 2199 nt
Organism: Macrobrachium nipponense
Lineage: Eukaryota; Metazoa; Arthropoda; Malacostraca; Decapoda; Palaemonidae
Exons: 2
Coding region: 945-2057 (370 amino acids)
Source: RefSeq, a predicted model, not a curated record
GGAGGCAUUCGCUGUUGCCACUCGGUCCAUCGACGCAGUCGCUGCCGGUAGUGGGUUUCCGCCCCGUGACGCUAUUGCGGAAUAACGCCGCAUCGGUUACAGAAUAUACUAGACGUAAUGAUAUCAUAUAUGGCGUAUUUCAUAUAAUGUAAGAGAAAAUGACUCACGCUCGUCGGGAAAAUGUCGCGAGAAACGACGUGAGAUGAUGAAUACUCAUGAGGCUGUGUGUGGAAGAUGACAGGAGGAGAAACAAAGUCAUCUUUCGACGACAAUAUUCAACCCUCGGGACGCAAAUAGAAGUGUCGUGUUGUAACCAGCGCGUCUGCCAACAUCACGCGCCGUAUAUCAACACCAUUAUUUCACACCGCAAGAAAACAGACUCCGUCGUGGAAAAGCGUCAAUACCUCCGGUAUUUAUUGGACAGGAAAUGUGUGACUAAAUGUCGGGAAGAAAAAUAAUGUAGGUGAAUGGGACACUGAAUCGGUAGUAUUGCAGGUCAUUAGAUACUAUAAAAGCGAAUUCACAGUAUGAAAAUACUGAACUCAUUUAACAGUGAGGAAAUCGAAGUGUUGUGAUAUGCUUGGCUAAUGUUGGAAAGACAUCAGUUAAGUUAUUAUCUAAGUUAUUAUUGAUUAAAAAUAUACAUGGACUUACCUUACUCUGAGGUUGCUAAGAUAUCAUGAGGCAAAGAAGCUGAAGUAAGUGCAGGCUGCGGAUAUAUGAUAAUUUCAAAGGUGUGAAUUUUCAUGGCUUCCGUAUUCCGGGGUUAUCUCAAGGCCACCCGAACAAUCAUUGGCGUUCAGUACCAUCAGAGAGACGAGAUGAACUUUCUUUCUAUAGAAUGAAUCAUAAUUGGUUGUAGAUAUAUCAUUUAUGCAGCGAAGCAUCUGUAUCUGUAGAAUUGAUUAUUAGAGAACUUCCCCCCCUUCAUCCAUCCAUUCGACAUGGCAACCACGACUGAUCGACCCCUCAUAACCUCGCAAACGUUGUUUUUGUUUCCCAUGCCCUACACUGUGUGCCUUCCUGUAGAAAGUGCGCCUGGUGCUGGACCGCCAGCGCCAGCAGGAGCGUUAGCAGGAGGCCCUUCGAAAACAGCUGUAGUAGACGAAGGUAGGAGCGAGCCGAAGGAUAAGGGCGUUGGGGAGGAAGGAGAAAAGCUCGGCGGCGGCGGCAGCAGCAGCAGCAGCAGCAGCAGCGGUUGGGUCAGUGUGUGUAGUUCUGUCGUGCAGGACAGACGUGCGCGCCACUCCUCCUCUGCCUCGCCGCCCACCCCGCCUCUCUCCCACCAGUCCUCCGACAGUGGUCUAUGGACCUCUUCGUCAUCGUCGUCUGCAGGUGGGGAGCAGCCUUCCGAAGGGCCCUCCCCAGCCAGCAGCAACAGCCCCUCGCCGCCGCCCUCACCUCAGGUAGUAGUAGCUGCUGGAGAGCUCAACAGUGAGAAACUUCGACAACUCGACCUCCUCAACCAAAACAUUUUGGCAGACUUUGCUCGCAAACUCCAGCAGCAGGAGGAGGAGCAGGAGAGUGAGGGUUUGGAAGACGAAGCUGUGGUAGGUUUGGGAAGCAGCACCUUUGACCGAAGUAGUCGCAGCCGAAGCAGCAGCAAGAGGAGGCGACGGCGUCCCCGUGCGGGGUCGGGCGAGCGGCCACCGAGUUCUGGCAGUGGGCGCCUAGGAGGAGUGUUUGACCUGAAAGAUGCUUGGCGAGAGCUCGCUGGGGUGACCCCUUCACGCAGGCUCCUGCAGUUGAUGCGCCGCCUUCAGGAGAAGGUUGGCGAUACCGUCCCGUCUGUUCUGGACCACGUCACUUUCGGCAGGUCGCCGGGAGGCAGCCGUACCAACAAACGUUCUCCUCUUAAGAAUUCGUCGCUUUUCGGUCAUUCGGGACAGAAUCUUCAACAGCAGCAGCAGCAGCAGCUGGCUGUGGCCACCCCUUCGGGUGCUCUGGUGUGCGGAGGGGGCACGUCCGCACCUACGUCAACACCAGCCAGUUACCUGGUCUACGCGACGAUCUGCUCAACAACAAUAGUGCCAGUGGAGAUCCUUUGGUGUGCCUAGCCAAAUCUGGCACUCCUAGUUCCGAGUGGCAACAGCUGCCGCAUCCAGACUCGGAAAACAUGACGCAGCAGAAGGAGAACGUGAUAGUGGGGGCACCCUUGCGUCCUCAUCGCAGCAAGAGUAGGAAAAGAAACUGUAGUCC